UUGUAAUUUUCAUUUUAAUUGUAGAUUCAGAUAUUAUAAAGUAAACUAUGAUCAAGAACACUACUAUAAACAAUAUCAAUUGAAUGUACAUUUAAUGCUUAAACUUCAGAAUUGUUAAGAUUUCCAUCCCUAUAAUAGGCACUACACCAAGAAAGAAACAGCUAAAAGACCAUGCUGUCCCAAGUAUCUUUCCAUGGCGACAAUGUAAGCAGUCAUUCAAAGAAUCUGAAGAUGGCACAUUGAGGUCUGGAAGGGGGUACAUCAACACUGGCACAGCAGUUGAGGACAUGGGCGGUGAAGCUGAUGGUGCAUCUUUCCUUCCAAAUGAAGAUUCUGUGUGUAAUGUGGAGAGUGAAGUCACCAUUGAGACAGAUGUUCAUCCUAAUGCACUACUCUCCUCUUUUGCACCAAGUAACUCCAAUUUCCCCCCAUCAUUUCCGGUGAACUCCAGCACACAGACGCCACAAAGACCCAUUUUUAGUAUUGAAAACUUUGUCAAUGACAAUGCUGGUAUUAUGUUUUAUACUGGUCUUUCUUCAUAUCAAGAUUUUUUAUUUGUCCUGUGGACACUUGGUGAAGCUGCAUACAAUCUUAAUUAUCUAUAUUCUCAGGUUGAUAAUGUGAGUGUUCCUGAUCAGUUUUUUUUAACACUGAUCAAGCUUAGACAGCAUAAGAUUAACUUUGAACUGAGUAGGCUUUUUAGCAUUUCAGAGUCCUCUGUAUCCAAUAUCUGGAUUACAUGGGUGAAUUUUAUGUUUCACCAGUGGAGAGAAGUUGACUUGUGGCCAGAGAGAGAUCUCGUCAGGUAUUAUACACCAACUGACUUCAACAGGCAGUUUCCUACUACUAGGGUGAUCAUCGAUGGGACUGAAUGUCCUGUGAUGAAGCCAAAACCACCCAGAGCACAGCAGAGCACCUUUUCCACCUAUAAAAAUAGAAACACAGUUAAAGUUUUAGCUGGAGCAACACCGGGUGGUUUAGUUUCUUACCUUUCCCCAGCAUAUGGGGGUUCAACUUCUGAUAGGCAAAUAGUUGAAAGAUCAAGACUUACAACAUUAUGUGACAAGGGGGACAGCAUAAUGGCUGACAAAGGGUUUAAUGUUCAAGACCUUUUUGCACCCUAUGAUGUUACUGUAAAUAUGCCUACUUUUUUUAAGAACAGAAACAGAAUGUGUGGGAAAACUAUUCAAAGAGACCGCAAAAUUUCAAGUAAACGUGUACAUAUUGAACGAAUUAUUGGUUUGGCAAAGACUUACAAAAUUCUUACUCAACCUCUAAAUACAACUGAAACAAAACUUGCCUUUGAAAUCAUAUUCAAUUGUUUCAUGCUUUGUAAUUUCAGGCAGUGUAUUAUUCCAAAAAAUGCUUAAGAACAUGUACCAACAAGUUCACUGGUAAUCUCAGUUGAGAUUCCACUCAGCUGAUAUUUGGACUGAUGCCUUCGUCAAAUCGUGGAACAGCCCUUCGUAAUUUAUGUCUGGAAAUAAUUCCCCAACAUCUAUACAUUAUUGCAAUUUAAUUAACAAUUUUUUAAGGACUUGCCUAGGUAUUCCCAAUUCAGUUCUCAUUUCAUGUGUUUCUUACCCUUGCAAAAUUCAAAACUAAACAGGUUUCAAAACUUGAUAUGAAUUUGGCAGCUAUUGCAUUCAUUUCCAGUGUCAGACUGGAAAGCUUUGCAUCAGGGUGCAUUCACUGCAUAGCACCUUUAAACACUGUUUUCAUUAUUGUCAAAUAACUGCCAAAUUCAUAUACAAAUUUUGCAUCAUAUAUACAUCAGCUGAGUCAAAUCUCAACUAAGAUUACAACAAGCGACACUUUACAGUAACCACAAUGUCUGUCAGUCAGUUGACUACUACUAGUGUACCUAUGUGGGAAAUACUAACCUUUGAGAAGUAUCAUUGUUUUGAUAUAGUACUUGUUUGUUA
Messenger RNA from Ostrea edulis (European flat oyster), 1925 nucleotides. RefSeq lists its product as uncharacterized. NCBI's taxonomy places the organism in Eukaryota, Metazoa, Mollusca, Bivalvia, Ostreida, Ostreidae. The transcript has a single exon. The coding region runs from base 288 to 1370 and encodes 360 amino acids. The record is from RefSeq and is a predicted model, not a curated record.